This is a messenger RNA of Penicillium oxalicum, 936 nucleotides long. Its product is annotated as tyrosine-protein phosphatase. The coding region runs from base 1 to 936 and encodes 311 amino acids. The record is from RefSeq and is a predicted model, not a curated record. Gene Ontology annotation, biological process: dephosphorylation. The transcript has 5 exons. Gene Ontology annotation, molecular function: phosphoprotein phosphatase activity. Lineage: Eukaryota; Fungi; Ascomycota; Eurotiomycetes; Eurotiales; Aspergillaceae.
AUGGGUCGUCAAUCUAGCAUCGAUCUCGAUUCACCCGAUCGCCCGUUCGAUAACAUCAUCAAUUUUCGGGAUGUCGGGAGGACAAUCAAUCAUUUCUGCGGCUCCGAAAUCUUGAAAGAAGGCGUAUUGUACCGCAGUGCCAGGCCCGACGAUGCAUCUGAACGCGAUAAACGGCGCCUUGCCGAGGAACUCCACCUUGCGACCGUCAUUGACCUCCGCUCCCAAACAGAACACCAGAUGGCCACUCGUAAACGGCGGACCGAGAUGGCCACCGCGGGCGCCACCCCCCAAGAAGCCGACUUGACCAAAAUCCCCGUCCCCGCGAACCCGGACGAGCAUAUCUGCAAGAUCCCCGAAUCACAACAUCUCUUUAUCAGCCUCACCGGCAAGGCAUUUGAGCGAGCACUGCUGAGCAGACUCGAUUGGAUGAGUUAUCUCCGAGUCAUCACCCUGGCUGUCACCGGCUAUCGCGCAGACGCCAUCCGCAUCAUUGGCGAAACCGUCAUGCGACCCCGCGGGCUGAUUGGUCUUGCCCAGGACUCCCUCGAGUCCAGCAUGUCCGAAUUCCGCACCAUUUUCACCACCCUUGCCACCUCCGCCGCAUACCCCGUCCUCAUCCACUGCACGCAAGGGAAGGAUCGCACCGGGAUCAUCAUUCUCCUCUUGCUCCUCCUCGUCGGGGUGCGCAUGGACGCAAUGGCCGACGACUAUGGCCGAUCGGAACUAGAGCUGGUACCGGAAUUCGAAGAACGGAUGCGCGAGAUUCGAGUUCUGGGUCUGGGCGAGGAGUACACGAGGUGUCCACCAGAUUACGUCCCGGAGAUGAUUGCUUUUUUGGAAAAGAAAUACGGCGGUGUGAAGGGGUAUCUGGAGAGGAUUGGGAUUGAUAGCGUGACGCAAGAAUUGAUCCGACAGAAAUUAAUGAACCAGGUUUGA